AUGGUAAUGCAGGAUUACCAGAAGGUUUUACUACCAAAUUGAAUGAAAUUAUUUGUUCAGUUUCUGAUUCAAUUACCACAAAUUCAUUAAUAGAAGAAUUUGAAGAAAAAUUUGAAAUAGAAGUAUUUGGAAUAGAAGUAUUUAAGGUAGAAGAAUUUGAAAUAGAAAUGUUUGAGGCAGAAGAAUUUGGAGUAGUAUUGGGUAAGUUAUGA
Messenger RNA from Funneliformis mosseae, 212 nucleotides. Lineage: Eukaryota; Fungi; Glomeromycota; Glomeromycetes; Glomerales; Glomeraceae. The record is from the annotation of a GenBank genome assembly.